AUGAAACCCCAAGUUCUAUUUAUUGGUGGCUUGAAUAAAUCGCUUCCUGAAUAUCAACGAUUCAAGUCGAAUUUCGAAUGUAUCGAUUAUAAAAUUACAACAAAAGAACAAUUAAUCAACGAUUUUAAUACUAAAUUUAAAAAUAUUCUGGCUAUUUAUGGUGCCUGGCUUGGGUUUGUAUUAAUUGGUGGAUUUAAAAAUGAUAUCAUUGAUAAUGCACCGCCUAAUUUGAAAAUCAUCUCAAUUUGUUCGGUUGGCUAUGACCCUUAUGAUACUAAAGCAAUGGCUCAACGUAAUAUCAUCUUAACAAAUGUUCCCUCGGAUGGUGCUGCCGAGCCAGUAGCUGAUUUGGUCUUAUACAAUACUUUAACCAGCUUUAGAAACUUCCACUUAAAUACUAGAAACUUCACUGCCGAGUCUAAUCACACUGUUCAUUUGAGAAGAAGUUUAGAAUCAAGUUCUUUUGAUAAAAAAUCCGGCAUAAUUGAUUUACAAAAAGAUCAUGAAUACUCUUUUGGUGAAACCGUAAUCAAUAGACCCUGUUUAUCCCCAAGAAAUCAUCAUGUAGUCAUCUUGGGGUUUGGUAAAAUUGGCCAGUUGAUUGGUAAAAAAUUGGCCGCUAUUGGUAUGGUUAUCCAUUAUGUUAAAAGAACUGACUUAUCAAAAGCUGAAAAAUCAAAUUUGGGCUACGAUGCUACUUUCCAUUCUUCUUUGGAUUCCGCUAAAUUUGCGGAUCUAGUCGUGAUUUCAUUACCCGAAACCCCGGAAACAAGACACUUGAUAAAUGAGCAGUCUAUUAAUAGUUUCGACAAACCUUUUAGAAUCAUCAACGUUGGCCGUGGUCCGGUGAUUGACGAAAUCGCUUUAGUUAAUGGGUUGAAAUCAGGUAAAAUCUUAUUUGCAGCUUUAGACGUUUUUGAAAAUGAACCUUCGGUGAAUCCACAACUAUUCGGUAGACAAGACGUGGUAUUGACUCCUCAUGUUGGAGCCUCAACCGUCGAAAACUUCGACUACACUGCUGUUCAAGCAUUGAAGAAUAUUGAAAAUGUUUUAAAUGGCAGUCUUCCCUUGAAUAAAGUGAAUUAA
Messenger RNA from Hyphopichia burtonii NRRL Y-1933, 1086 nucleotides. RefSeq lists its product as uncharacterized. The transcript has a single exon. NCBI's taxonomy places the organism in Eukaryota, Fungi, Ascomycota, Pichiomycetes, Serinales, Debaryomycetaceae. Gene Ontology annotation, cellular component: cytosol. The record is from RefSeq and is a predicted model, not a curated record. Gene Ontology annotation, molecular function: NAD binding; hydroxypyruvate reductase [NAD(P)H] activity; glyoxylate reductase (NADPH) activity. Bases 1 to 1086 code for a protein of 361 amino acids.